Paramormyrops kingsleyae is the source of this 3189-nucleotide messenger RNA. RefSeq names its product aspartyl-tRNA synthetase 2, mitochondrial (gene dars2). The record is from RefSeq and is a predicted model, not a curated record. Gene Ontology annotation, biological process: aspartyl-tRNA aminoacylation. Gene Ontology annotation, cellular component: cytoplasm; mitochondrion. Gene Ontology annotation, molecular function: nucleic acid binding; ATP binding; aspartate-tRNA ligase activity. Lineage: Eukaryota; Metazoa; Chordata; Actinopteri; Osteoglossiformes; Mormyridae.
ACACGAUCAUCGUUUAAAUAUGAAGUUCUAAAUCAGUCCGCUUUUAGAUAAAGAGUAGUUCCUUUCCACUCGACUGUAGACCAGCAGUUAACUAUUUAGUAAAUUUCUGGUUAUUUAACAAAUGCCUAGAAUUUACAACUGAUCGAUGCCAUCUGAAUUUGACUAUGGUGGUUUAGUAACAUUUAAACUGGAUUUUUAGCCUAAAUCUGAGGGUAGUCAAAUGCGUUUCAAGAAAAGGGGAGUAUGUGAUUUUGUUGAAGUAUUUUAUGGGUAUUCCCCUUAUAUGUGUGUUAUAAUGUGAACUGUUUUUUUUUUCUUCAAGAAUUGUGGAUAUGAAUAACGUGUUUACUUGAACUAGAAGGCGAACUUAAGGUCGAAUAGUAUUCUGACAAUCAAUCGAUUAUGCUGUUCACCUUCAAAAUCUGUUCGCUGUAAAAAGAAAAUAUCGGAUCUUAAUAUUAAAAGUAUGUCGUUGAAAGCCUGGGAUUUCAUUCAGAAGACCUUAUAUCACGCGGCGUUGCAGGCAUCAGGGAAACUAUGCCUAAGGAGGACACAUAUUCCGAUGAUCAGAAGUACUUCAUGGACUUCUGUCCAAUUUAGGUCGACUCACGGUACCAAUUCAGGUUCUAGCAGUUUCUCGAUCAGGAGUCACACGUGUGGGGAGCUGCGAUCUACCCAUGUUGGAGAAGUCGUCACACUGUGUGGAUGGGUUCAGUAUCAAAGACAUGGCAUGUUUGUUAUCCUGAGAGAUUACAGUGGCCUGACUCAAGUGCUUAUUCCAGAGGAUGAGUCCAGAAUCAAACUUAAGAAAACCUUUUGUGAGUUACCGUUGGAGUCCGUCGUCAAGGUGAAAGGGAAGGUCAAGCGUCGUCCAGCAGGCCAAGAGAACAAGGAAAUGCCCACUGGUGAAAUCGAGGUUUGUGCUGAGACUGCGGAGGUAUUAAACAAAAGCAAAAAACUGCCUUUUGAAAUUAAGGACUUCACAAAGAAGGCUGAGUCCCUUCGCAUGCAGUACCGAUACCUAGAUCUCAGGUCUUCCCAAAUGCAGUACAACUUAAGACUACGCUCUCAAAUAGUAAUGAAAAUAAGGGAAUAUCUUACCAAUAUACACGGAUUUGUUGAUGUUGAAACACCCACUUUAUUCAAACGGACGCCAGGGGGUGCAAAGGAGUUUCUGGUCCCUUCAAGAGAACCUGGCCGAUUCUACUGCCUGCCUCAGAGCCCUCAACAAUUCAAACAACUCCUUAUGGUGGCUGGCAUUGAUAGGUACUUUCAGGUGGCUCGCUGCUACAGAGAUGAAGGUUCCAAACCAGACCGGCAACCUGAAUUCACACAGGUUGACAUUGAGAUGUCCUUUGUGAACCAAGCUGGCAUACAAGCCCUAAUUGAAGGUCUGAUCCAGCACUUCUGGCCAAAUGAAUUGAGGUCAAUUUCCACUCCAUUUCCUAUUAUGACUUACGAGGAAGCUAUGAGUGUCUUUGGGGUGGACAAACCAGACGUCCGAUUUGGAAUGCAGUUGGUGAAUAUCAGUGAGGUGUUUUCCAGCAUAGAAGUGGAAUUUCUGAGAGAUAUUGUCCACCGGCCAGGGGGGUGUGUCCAGGCCAUCCGUGUCCCAGGUGGAACAAGACAUUUGAAGAACAAGGAUUUGGAAUCCCUAAAACAUCUGGCCAAGAUCCACUUCAACCAGACGGUGAAUGUGGUGGUGCUGAAGGACGAUGGCACAUGGAGAUCUUCCAUAGCAAAACUUUUACCUGAUUCUGCCAAGCAACAUCUCCUCCAGUUGACUGCAGCAAAACCUGGAGACGUGUUAAUAUUAGCUUCUGGAUUAUUGCAAGAUGUGCGCUCUUUGCUGGGGAAGCUGCGGCUGCAGUGUGUCCAGCUGUUGGAGGACAAGGGCAUGAUUGUUCGGGAUCCCUCUGAUUUUCACUUCCUAUGGGUGGUGGAUUUCCCGCUCUUUCUUCCCAAGAAGGAAUACCCUGCUGAGCUGGAGUCAGCCCACCACCCAUUCACUGCUGCACACCCUGAGGAUCUUCCCCUGCUGCUUAAGGAACCCCACAAGGUGCGGAGCCAGCAUUUUGACCUGGUUGUGAACGGGUGUGAGGUAGGAGGAGGGUCUAUACGUAUUCAUGAUGCAUCAGUGCAGAAGUUUGUGCUGGAAAAAAUCCUAAAGGAGGAUUCCUCUCUCCUUUCUCAUCUGUUGGAGGCGCUAGACUCCGGAGCACCUCCACAUGGUGGGAUUGCUUUAGGGUUAGACAGACUGUUGUCUAUCAUUGUGGGUGCCUCCAGCAUCCGAGAUGUCAUCGCCUUUCCCAAGUCCUUCCGUGGACACGACCUCAUGAGUGGUGCGCCAGACUUUAUCUCUGAAGAUGAACUCAGACCAUAUCAUGUCUGUGUGAAAUGGCCAGUGCAAGAAGGCAAAGAGAAACAGGAACUAGAUCUCACCAAGAAUUCUGCUCUGGAUUCAUAGCUGACCUCCCUUCUGCAAGCUUUCAGUGUUAUUGCAGAAAUGGAUGAGAGUCCAUGAAUGAAGCGAGUCUGAUGUUUAUAUGUAGUCUUUGUUUUGUAUCUUUUUAUACAGACUUCAUAGAGCUUACACAGAUGUAAAUGUUAAUCUGUUAAAGAACAUGUCCUGGUUAUUUAAGAAUUUUGCAUUUUCCUUAACUGAUAUUCAGGUCCAAAUUUCACCAAAACUAACAUUGAUUACUUAUUUUGAAAAAAAGCUUUCUAUCCAAAACUAUAGAUUUUGAAAUGUUUAUAACUACAGACCUCCAAAUUAAACACAUUUAUUGUUGUGUGAAAAUGCUUUCAUUGAAAUGCCAUGCUGUUGUUUCCAUAAAUGCAUAAACACAACUUCAUUUCAUGGUUCAAGAUUCAAAUGCGGAAACUCAAUUUUAUUUGAGAUAGCCAUUUUCUUUGUGUAUGUUUAUGUUCCAUCUCUCUAUCUUAUUGGACUCAAACAAUUUAAGCUAAUCAGGAUAUGCAGUAAGCUAUCAGAAGAGUCUUUUCAUGUGUUGUGUAUUUGAUAUCGGUCCAAUGUUUUGAAAGGAGCUACUUUUCAAUGGAAACUGAGCAUCAGCUGUAUAGUUAACUCUUAAAUAUCACAAAAACGUCAAAUAUUGCAAUGUGAACUGAUGAAAAAGGUAACAAACUUCACGUUUUUAUUAAAACUGAACAAUAGCAAAAGUCAAA